ACAGAGAGAGAAGAGGAGUGAGGGACAGAGGGUAGUUUUCACCAGCUCCACGAACCACGCCCCGGGGGACAGGGGGAGACGGUGGUCUCCAAGUGUCCAAACUCUUGUGAUGGAAGGGACCGUAGACUGCGAAGAUGAGUUUUAGUUAGGUCACAGAUUGGCAAGAUGAAGUUCGGGAAGAGCAUCUGCGUACUCAACGUAGGGGGAACCCGUUACGCCUUCACCCGUGAGGUGAUUAGGGAUUUCCCUCUCCGGCGCGUCAGCCGUCUGCAUGCUUGCGCAACGGAGAAAGAGGUUCUUGAACUGUGCGAUGACUACGACAAGGACCUGAAUGAGUUUUUCUUUGACCGCCACGCGCAGGCUUUUGUGUUCAUCAUGCUGUACGUGCGCUCCGGUAAACUCCGCUUUGUGCCCGGAGUGUGUGAGCUGUCCUUCUACACAGAGAUGCUCUACUGGGGACUGGAGAGCGCGCACUUGGACUCCUGCUGCCAGAAACGCCUGGACGACAGGAUGUCCGAGAUCGGACUGGACACUCUGUCCGAGAUGGACGUCGGAGUGUCGGGGGAUGAGUCCCAGAGCUCUGGCGAGCCGGUGCAACGGAUUGCGCUCACCGGUCGCGCAAAAUGGCUAGAGAAGAUGCGCAAGACAUUCGAGGAGCCCAAUUCUUCGCUUUUGGCUCAGCUCUUGGCCUUAAUUUCUGUAAUAUUUGUGCUCAUUUCAAUGAUAAUGAUGUGUGCGAGCACCCUGCCGGACUGGGAUACAGCCAAGAGAAAUAUUGUGGAGGAGCAAAGGAUAGUGGAAGCCGUGUGUAUUGGCUGGUUUACAGCAGAGUGCACUUUGCGCUUUCUGGUUGCCAGAAGCAAGUGGGACUUCAUCCGGCGGCCGCUGAACAUCAUCGAUGUGAUUGCCAUCACCCCUUACUAUGUCACCAUGGCGCUGGCCCGGGCAGGGAUGCCAGGUGCCGGGCUCGGGGUUGCUGGGGUGAUACUGCGGGUGCUGAGGAUGAUGCGCGUGUUCUGGCUCAUGAAGCUGGCCAGACACUUCUUGGGCCUGCAGACACUGGGGCUCACGCUCACGCGCUGCUACCGGGAGAUGGUCAUGCUGAUGGUGUUUGUCUUCGUCGCGAUGGCAAUAUACAGCGCUCUGGCCCAGCUGCUGGAGCACGGGCUGAACUUGGAAGCGCAGAACCCGGAUUACGCCAGCAUCCCAGCAGCCGCCUGGUGGGUCAUCAUUUCAAUGACGACGGUGGGGUACGGGGACGUGUACCCCGUGACAAUUGGGGGACGGGUGCUUGGGGGAAUGUGCGUCGUGAGCGGCAUUGUUCUCUUGGCACUGCCCAUCACAUUCAUCUACCACAGUUUUGUACAGUGCUACCAUGAACUCAAACUCCGCUCUGCCAGAUGCACACGCAGCCUGGCAAUGGAGUUACUGCAAUGAGCAUGCAUUCAUACCAAAACACAUGUGGCCCUGCAUACAUCAGAAAGAAACUCAACCAACCAGUGGACCUGUUGAUCCCAUUGUCAAAUAUCGAUCUACUUUGUGCCCGACGCUGUUUCCUGCCUGAGCUGCACCUGAUUUUAAUUGGCCUGUCUAGUUCCUUCCUGUUGUGUUGAUGAUCUCCAAUCAUUGUCUUCGACCAGCAUGCUCUGCGCCGUCUUCUCCCCAACAACACCGCUUGGACUGAAGAAUAGGAUUAAAUAAUGAUUUAUUAAACACACACAGGCACAGUCAAUUUAGUUUUGACAGCGGCUGCUGUUGACACUGUAUUCCCAUGGCUACAACAUUGGCAGAGACUGCUGCUUUUUUGUAUGCUGCAUCCAGCGCUGUGUGUGUGUGUCUGUGUGUUUGUUUGUCUGGACAUCACUUUUGUCUAAGCUUUGCAUCCAGAUGGUACAAGUUACACAAGAUUGAUGUGUGACCUGGAUGCAUUCUGUUAAACCAUGUGAAAUAUAGACAGAUAGUGAACAAGUGAGUGUGAAAUGGGGAUGCAGAGGUGCUACACAGAGGGCUUUGUGUGUAGGAGGGGCUUAAGCCAGGGAUAAUGAAAUAUAGAGACAUGUCAGGAGCAAAGACUAGAAGGUGACAGACAAACAAAGGUCUGACAGAUAUGACAGCGCAGAUGGAGCGUGAAAUGGUGGAUAAAAGAUUCCUGGGACAAAAAUGACAAAGAGACAACAGAAUGUGGAGCAACCGCGAGCACAAAGAAUGAAUAGACGGUGAGUGUGUUGCGUCUCCAUUUGCGAGUGAGUGUAAGGCAUUUAAUAUUACUGUGUCUCCAAGGCAACCUCCAUUCUCCAACAUGUCAAUCAUAAUAGUGGUUGAUUUUGUUGUGUGCACAAAAAUAGGCCACAUCCACGCACACGACUCCUGGCUUGCGUUUUUGCUUUUGCAAUUGUUGGGAAAAUAACAUCACAGGAUUUGUUGAAUUACAAAAUGUAGAAGAGAAAAAGAACAAGAGCGGAAAAAAAAAUGAACAUGAUGGUUCUGACAUUGAUGAUUCAGACAUGUUUCCACUGCUCGUGGUUUGCCAAGAUGAUGUGAUUCGUUAGACACAUGAUCCAAACAAACAAGUCAACACCUCUCCCACACAACAGUCUUUCUCUGCAUCUCCUCUCCUGUUGCCAUCAACCAUCCUCUUUUUAAACACACACACAUGCACACACACAAGCUCUCACGCUCCUCUUUUGUAAACUUUGCAGCCUUGUAUGAGUUCAGUGUUUAUUGUACACAGAACAUAUUUCACUGUUGUUCUUGUUGUGUUAUCAGUGUGCUUUUUAAGUAGUCACAAAAAUGAGCGAUAAUCAGUAUUUUACCACCUUGCCCUACAGCACAGUUUUCCAACGUAUGUGGCAUAGCUUAUAGCGCAGUGAAUUUUGGCUGGGCCUGAUUGAAACCAUCAGUCAAAACUUUUUCAUCAGUAGACUACAAACUUGUGAUUAAUGUUAUUCAUGUAUGAGCUUUUACAAUAAAAUGUCUCAGAGAAAA
Messenger RNA from Anarrhichthys ocellatus (wolf-eel), 2985 nucleotides. It is a transcript of the gene kcng3, whose product is annotated as potassium voltage-gated channel, subfamily G, member 3. Gene Ontology annotation, molecular function: protein binding; delayed rectifier potassium channel activity. The record is from RefSeq and is a predicted model, not a curated record. Bases 166 to 1437 code for a protein of 423 amino acids. NCBI's taxonomy places the organism in Eukaryota, Metazoa, Chordata, Actinopteri, Perciformes, Anarhichadidae. Gene Ontology annotation, biological process: action potential; protein homooligomerization; potassium ion transmembrane transport. The transcript is spliced from 2 exons. Gene Ontology annotation, cellular component: voltage-gated potassium channel complex; membrane.